Molecule: messenger RNA, 1552 nt
Organism: Trichoderma atroviride IMI 206040
Lineage: Eukaryota; Fungi; Ascomycota; Sordariomycetes; Hypocreales; Hypocreaceae
Source: RefSeq, a predicted model, not a curated record
UUAUCUGGGGUUCCCACAUUGAUGGCGAUCACGCUCGUUGACCCCCCCACCAAUAUGCGCAUCAGCGAAGCAGAUCAUUCCUGUCAUCGGAUGGCCACUAAUACUAUGUGCUACUAGCGGUGGUACAUAAUGCUACGGUCAAAUUACCAGAAUUGGAAGGACCUGAUCCCGCCUUCCAAGUUUCAUUGAGCCUCACCUCAAUCUGUUCAUGAUCUGUGUUUCUUUUCUGUUGACCCCAUCGCGAUGCAUUUUCUAUAGACAGACUGCUGGCUGGCGCCGCGAAUGCACAUCUUUAGCUUGCCGGCAACAAACAAAAGAUCGCCGAAGAGGAUGAUGACAUGAUGUCUCAACUUUGAGGCCAAAAUGGAUCACCAAAAAAAUAUGAAGAAGCGUUUAUGCAUUUGUACGAUGGGGAGAUUUUCCUAGCCUUUUAUGCGAUGUCUCUUGGGGGGAGAAUCGGUGCUGCAUUGGACGGAAAAAACUGGUAUUUCGUUACGUUGAUUUACUCGGGCGGUUUUGGUUCUUCAAGCUCUUCUCAAAUCCUUUGUGUUUUUCUUUUCGUUACUACCCUCUGAUGUUCUUAAACGGUUUGGAUUGGAUUGAAUUUGCGUUGACUUCCACGCGCUGCUCUCGCCCCCUGGCAGCAGAGAGGACUACGAGAUGAGAGAGCGUAGUAUCUUCUUUUAUAGUGUUGUUUGGGAAAGGGGCUUCUUUUUGUUUGGCUGGAAAAAAAAAAAAAAAUUUUCUCUGGGUGGUGGAACAAAACAAAAAAGGGAAUGGAGAUACAUAAAAAGUUGCGCGUAUUUUUCUUUUAUGCUUAAAACAGGAAAUGGUUUUUUAUAGAGAGCAAUUCAAAAGGGAAAAAGGGAGCUUAUUUUGCCCUGGUCACUGAAAACUUGCGUGGGCAAUGGCGUGGAAAGCAGAGUAUCUCUAGUGAAAAGGUAGAGCACUAUUAAUAUGGAUCGACUGCUAAGCUCUUCAUCAAAGUUAACCUUUUGUCACCCCGAUGUACUUGUGGUGUACUGCGCCAGUACUCCGUAUCUAUCAAAACGUAUUGUACUUGUAAUCCCGCCAAAUAAGGCUGAAAGGAAAAAAAGACCCUGUCAGAAUCAGACAAGGGGGCAUAUCGUUACCUCUUUAAGGUGGACGAGCAAAGGUUCCUUCCUGCUAUCGUGUAUGUACGUGUCCUUUUUUUUUUUUUCACAUGCACGUUGAGUUUCGAGUUGAUUAGCCGGUGUAGCGAGAGCCGAAAGAUGAGACGGAAGGAUUAAUUGUCCCCUGUAUGCUUGUACUAAAUGUCAAGGAGGAGGGCGCGUGUAAGGGAGACGAUUACAGAGGCGGAGUGGGAGAGAGGGAGAAGUAAGCAAAUACAGCAGCUUAUACACCAUGGUCUUGAAACAUAUAUCAACUACAACAAAACUAUUUCACAAGCAUACCAUUUCAUGAAAUGCAAGCAAAGCAAGCAAGCAACCAACACCCUGAAAUGCUCAUCGGACAAGUAAAAGAACAAAAAGAAAAAAAAGGAAUGCUCCGCCGUCCCCCCAAAAGCCAG